GGAAAAAAUGCUGCUGGGGGCGAUAAUUAUAGCUGCACGAGCGCGAUGGCCACGGCGAAGAUGCUGGUGCCAAUGGCUGCCCGCGUGUUUGGCCAUGCCUUUGAGCCAAGCGAACUCCCAAGAGCCUGCGCACUAGCUGCCGAGGAAGGGGACUUGGACGGAAUCCGCGAAGCCAGACUAAGAGAAACCAAAGCCUCAACUGUUCCUUGUGAAGAAAUUGCGCGAGUGACAUCCGGUCCCAGGACUUGGGCCGCAUCCGAAGCGAUUGCACCGGUCACAUUUGGUGGAAACACCUCUGCAGCAGUAGAAGCGAUUGUGCCAGUGACAUUUGAAGGAAGCAUCACUGCAGCAGUAGACGCGAUUGUGCCAGUGACAUUUGAAGGAAGCAUCUCUGCAGCAGUAGAAGCGAUUGUACCCGUGACACUCGAGUUUAGCAAAUUGGAGGCAGAUGGAUUACUUGUGUCAGAGUUGGAGAGACAGCACCGGGACCUGACGCAACAGCAUCAGGAAUUGGCAACGCUCCGCCGCACAGUGCAGAGCCACGAGGAUGCAACUCGGGCACUCAAUGCCCGAUUGUUGGACCUGGAACAGGCUGUACCAGGACCAGCUGCUGGAGCUUCCAGCAGUGCACCCUCAAGCCGCCAACUGGAGGACCGCGUUGACCACGUAGUGGCAAUSCUCRGCRACAUCAGCACCUUCGCUGCGCCGACCACCACCAUCAGCAGUCAGCUGCAUACAUUGAAGACYGAGGUCCARAAGUUGCAGUCGACGAACGCGGACGACAAUCCGAAGAUGUACAAGAUGCCAACUUUCAACCUGGAGAGGUUCGACGACUACACGCAGCAGGAUCCCGUCCUCUGGUGGGAAGCAUUCACAACGCAACUCAGGAUUCUGCCAGUAGCCAAGCAUGCGUACAUCGGCACCCUGUUCCUGAACUCAAAGGGCGGAUGCCAGACCUGGUUGAGUCACCUGGCAACCUCCCACGGCGUCGACGUACCAGGCUUGAAGGACGUUAUCACAUGGGAGGAACUAACACGGCUGUGGAAGAAGCGGUUCAUCGUCGAGGACACGCCGGCUCUCGCCAUCAACCGUUUGUUCACCAUGUCACAGGGCAACACAGCCACACGGAACUGGCUCACGGAGUGGCAGAAGAUUGCGGUUGUGCCCAAUCUGAACCAACCAUUCGAGCAUCUACGCCGUGAGUUGUACAACAGGUCAUGUGCGGCAUUGAGCCAGGCUCUUGGUGAUCGCGAACAGUACUCAACUAUCGCGGAGAUCAUUGACAAAGCGAGGGAAUUCAUCAAGACCAACAGGUCAGCUGCACACGAAAAAUCAACAUCAUGGCAGCCGACCUAUGUGGAGAAGGUACGAACUGGUCCGCGACAGCAGCACUUCGCUGCAGUCCAGCAGGACAGUGGAGAUAACCCAGCAGCCACUCCAGUAUCAAGCGGAGUACAAGUUCCGCGGCCGCUACGACAGCUGCAACUGGUGCAACAGCACCAAGCACAAGACCUCCCUGUGCCAAGAUCAGGGCAACGAGGAUGUGCGACCUCCCCUCAGCUCGGGAAACUGAGCUCCGCGAAAGUACCAGCUCCGUUGAUGGACGCCGGAGCAGAGGUUGUCGACCUUCACGUUUUCAUCGCGAAGAUCGACCGCGAGUUCAAGACGCAACGCUGCCACGUGGUAUCCGCCGCAAGCAUGCGAGCUUCCAUCAUCAAAGACGACAUCGAGGAGAUGGGGGUGUGUUUUCUCCACGCCCUCCCGCCACAUGACGCUUCAUCGACGGACUCACCUUCGGAUCCACGCAUCACCAAACUUCUCGACGCCUACAGCGACGUGUUCGAAGGCCCGCAUGGAUUAGUACCGGAUCGACCCAUCCACCACGAGAUCAUCCUCGAGGACGAGGCCGUACCUCCGCGCGGUUGCAUCUACCGAAUGAGCGAGGAAGAGUUAAGUGUGCUUCGGGCACAACUCGACGACCUUCUAGUGAAAGGCUGGAUUCCGCCUAGCUCAUCGCCAUACGGUGCGCCUAUUCUCUUCGUCCGGAAGAAGAACAAGGAUUUGCGGUUGUGCAUCUAUUAUCGCAAGCUUAACGCGCAGACGAUCAGGAACGCCGGCCCUCUCCCACGCAUCGACAACCUUCUCGAGCGAUUGGGCGGCGCCCAGUUCUUCUCUAAGUUGGAUCUCAAGUCAGGGUACCACCAACUCGAGAUUCGCAAGGAGGAUCGCUACAAGACAACAUUCAAGACUCGGUAUGGGCAUUUCGAAUCGCUGGUCAUGCCAUUUGGCCUUACGAAUGCCCCAGCCACUUUCCAAGCGGCUAUGACGACGGAGUUCCAACACAUGCUGGAUCGUUUCGUACUUAUAUACCUCGACGACAUUCUGGUUUACAGUCGGAGUCUGGACGAGCAUGUGGAACACCUGCGCACCGUUUUAAAGCGGCUACGACAGGCCAAGUACAAAGCAAACCGCAACAAGUGCGAGUUCGCACAGCAAGAGCUGGAGUACUUGGAACACUAUGUGACGCCGCAAGGCAUCCGUYCGCUUGCGGACAAGAUCGAGGCUCUACGAGUAUGGCCCGAGCCCACCAACACCACGGACGUUCGUUCAUUCAUGGGGUUGGCGGGCUACUAUCAGCGAUUCACCACCGGAUACUCCAAGAUUGUUGCACCUAUGACGAGGUUACAGUUGCCAAAGCUACCAUUCGUAUUCGAUGACGACGCACGCCGGUCAUUCCAAGCACUUAAGACGACUAUGCUCAUGGCACCCGUCCUUAGCAUUUAUGACCCCACCCUGCCGACACGAGUGACUACGGACCCUUCCGGGUAUGGCAUUGGGGCAGUCUUGGAACAGCACGACGGCGACGACUGGCACCCUGUGGAGUAUUUCAGCCACAAAGUGCCUCCCAUCAGCUCGCUUGAUGAUGCAAGGAAGAAGGAGCUGCUCACAUUCGUGAUGGCUCUCAAACACUGGCGGCACUUCCUCCUUGGGUGUCGUAGGUUCACAUGGAUCACAGACAACAAUCCAUUGACCUACUACAAGACGCAGGACACGGUGAGCAGCACGAUCGGACGAUGGAUGUACUUCAUCGACCAAUUUGACUUCACACCAAAGCAUGUCCCCAGCCUCUCCAAUCACGCAGCAGAUUCACUCUCGCGAAGACCUGAUCUUUGCGCUAUGACACAUCAUGCCUUCGCAUUCGACGAGGAGCUUCAGCGACACUUCAUCCGGGCAUAUCAGUCUGAUCCGGACUUCGGCACGCUCUAUGCACAGCUAUCUUCGGAUCACCCGCCGGCCAGCCAUUACCGCAUUGCCGACGGGUACUUGCUCYUCCACUCGAGAGGCAAGGACUUACUAUGUGUCCCACGCGACACUCGUCUUCAGACUCGCCUCCUCGACAAAUACCAUGAUUCACGACUCGCCGGCCAUUUCGGAGUCAACCGCACUAUUGCACGACUUCGACAGCGAUUCCGAUGGCCCGACCUCAUUACCGAUGUCACUCGGUAUUGCGACUCUUGCAAAGUUUGCCGACGCUGCAAACCCCGCAACCGCAAUCCCUACGGCGAGUUACACCCGAUGCCUAUCCCACAGGAACCCGGUCUCUCCAUUGCCAUGGACGUCACCGCUCCGUUUCCUCGCGACCGGCUCGGGCACGACGGCAUCCUCACGGUUGUGGACCGAUUGAGUAAGUACGCGUGUUUUCUCCCUUGCAAGUACUACUCCACGGCUCMCGAGCUGGCACGCCUCCUGCACACUGGUUGGAUUUGUGGCCACGGUGUACCAGAAGACAUUGUCAGCGACCGCGACACUCGUUUCAUGUCGGCGUUUUGGACUGCUCUNGAAGACAUUGUCAGCGACCGCGACACUCGUUUCAUGUCGGCGUUUUGGACUGCUCUCAUGCAGGAGUCCGGCACAACAAUGAAACCAAGUUCGGCUCRACACCCUCAGACAGACGGGCAGACGGAGCSGGCACAUCARACYGCUCAAAUGAUGCUUCGUACGCUCAUCCGUCCGGACCAGAAAGAUUGGGUUGACCGCCUCCCCGACAUCGAGUUCGCCUACAACACUUCGGUGCAUCCGGCGAUCGACGUGACUCCAUUCGAGUUGCGCCACGGUGGACGGAAAGACCGGAUCUUCGCCGACCUUCUCCUCCCUCGACCAGCCGACAUUGACGUUGCCUGCUCUCCCUCUUCCGUCCGGAAGUACAGGGAAUUGCUGACUCAAGCCCGCACAAAUAUGCAAAAGGCUCAAGUCCGCAUGYAGCAGCAAGCCAACAGGCGUCGCGUACCAUGUCCCAUUCGUGCCGAUGAUCUGGUUUGGGUCUCCGCGGAARAGUUUGCACUGGAACAGGAUGUUUCACGCAAACUGCUUCCCAAGUGGUUUGGACCUUGGUCUGUGACAGCAGCCGCGGGCGAUGAGCCCGAUGGCUCUUCAUUUGUGAUCAACAUUCCAAAGCAUCUGACGGACCAUCCGGUCUUCCACGCCUCGAAGCUGGCAACUUACACGCCAGCCAAGAGCGACGACUUUCCGGACCGACGAUCGCAGGACCCUCCUUCUAUGGAUGGCCAUCAGGAAGUUGACCGCGUCAUCUCCGAUCGCAAGUACGGCAGCAAGCCACCGCAGUACAAAGUCACAUUCAAAGCAUGCGAUCGCGAUGACACUCGGUGGAUAUCAGGCGCAGAUUUGAAAGCAUCCGCACCGCUGAUCUACGCGCAUUAUGAAAAGCGCAAGUUAGCUGAGGAAGCUUCACGACCAGCCCCUCCCACCCGGACUAUGGUCCCUCCCUCAGACAGACAGCUUCGCCCUCGCAGGUAAGCUCGGUUCUUCAAGGAGGGGGGGGUGUGGCAUACUGCGAAGCCACACGGGCCCUACAGGGCCCGUCCCGGACAUUCAGCCUA
Messenger RNA from Chara braunii, 4898 nucleotides. The record is from the annotation of a GenBank genome assembly. NCBI's taxonomy places the organism in Eukaryota, Viridiplantae, Streptophyta, Charophyceae, Charales, Characeae.